GCUUGUGGCUGGCGGCGGGAAAUUGCGCCGAAUGUGUGAAUGAAGAACUGUAGGAUACUGGACACGGCGUGCCGUGGCAAAGCUUGCCCAGGUCCAUCAUCGCAUCAUUACCCGAGUGCCACGUCGGUCCCUUUGAAGGGGUGCUCAGGGAAUUGCACUCCUCGUGUCCGCGGAGGGGAGAAGCCGAAGAACGCGCAGUGCUACGACCACGAAAGUACACCAACCAAUCAUAUGCAUGGGGGAGGAAAAACAAGAAACGUAGGCUAAACAAACAAUAGAUGGUGACGGCUCACUGGCCAGUUAACGGGAGAGUAGAUGGGGACGGAGAAUGAGGGUGGAUGACUAAGGCAGGUGAGGUGCAGAGGAGUGCGCGGCAAUGGCGUGCCGAGGAAGGAGGAGAGAGAGAAGGAAGAUAGGCCCCUCGACGCGUGAGUGACUUGAGGGGCUGACGACGUCGAUCGCUAUCCGAAUCCCAGGUCCGAGGGAUUCCUGGUGCCAUCGAGAGCGUGAACGAGUGCGGGUGUAUGACACACCGCGUGUGCAACAUUAGGCGUGGGUGGAAGUGUGCAACGUCGAGUGUGUUCCAUUGAGAACGGGAAGUACGUAUUAUGCUAGGCGAGGUUAGUAUCGGGGAAGAGGCGAGAGGCGGGACGAGGAAGGAGAGGAGAAGGGCGUAGAGGAGGGGAGAAUCCACCGUGCGAGAGGUGGAUGUGGGUGUCAGCGGGGGAAGAAGUGGGAGUCAACAAGCAAAGGAGAGAGAGAGAGAGAGAGAGAGAGAGAGAGAGAGAGAGAGAGAGAGCAGGGCGAGAGGAGAUACGAAAAGCCGGACAUCAUCGCUGAUCGUCCAUAUCGUUGCCAUCGCCGACGUAAUCUUUGAUCGUGAACUGGAUCUCGAUUAGGAGAAAGGAGGUAGGAAGACAGUGCGGGAAGAAAGAUGGGGGGCUCAGUGGCUGCGGAGGAUCCGGGGUGCAGGCGGGUUGUCUUCGCCUUUCUCGAGUUCCUUGACACAGUUCAAUUGCCUUCAGGCGCGGAUGAUGAGGGUCUCGAGGUUGUAAAGGAGUGCUUAUCAGAUGUAUUUGGAGUGCGGAUAGACGACGAGAAGCAGCAGCGGGAGCUGUCUAUAAGGCCAAAGUCGCUGCUGGAGCUCGUAUCCAGCGUGUCAGUGACGAGCAAACAUCCUCCUCCGAAGGUGGAGGUGACAGCCACUUGCACAUCAACAAGGUCGAUGCCAGCAUCAAUGUCUCCUCCUCCUUCCGCAGAAGGCAGCGUCUUUCAGCAGUCGUCAGCAGCAUGUGCGGGUGAUUCUUUAAACGAGACUGUCAGGGUGAAUGGCGGGGCUACUCCCUCAGGGACCACUGGGGUUGAAGAGCAUGCCAAGUUCGGUGAAUUCUUAUCAGGGCUUGAAGCAGGUGGCUAUUUCGCAGGGACGGAACCUGGGAGCGAAGAGUAUUUGGGCAGACUCGAGAAAGCAAAGAAGCUACUAGAGGAGAGUAUAAAGGCCGAAGAGGAGACGAAAAGGGUACAGAAGGAAGAUGCAAGAAGACAACCAGAGGACGCCAAAGCGUUGGCAGAGGAAUUGAAAGCCAAAGGGAAUGCUGCUGUCAGUGCUAAACAGUAUCAGCAGGCAGUGGAACUGUAUACAAGAGCUAUUUCCCUGGUUGACACAUCAGCAAUCUACUAUGCAAACAGGGCUGUUGCACACACGCAUCUUCAUGACUACUCUGCGGCAAUACGGGAUUGCAAACGAGCAAUCGAGUUGGAUCCGAAAUACGCAAAGGCAUAUGGGCGACUAGGAACAGCGUACUUUGAGCUUGGGAAGUACAGGGAUGCUGUUGAAUGGUAUCAGAAAGCGUUGGAACUGGAUCCUUUGAACAGUUCGUGCCGGGACAACUUGCAGAUGGCCCAGCAGCAGUUCAUGGCUGAACAGAAUCAAAGUCGGAGUCCGCAUCAGUCCCCGCCACAUCAAGAGCAGCCGAGACAUCCGGGCAGAGGUGGUGCUCCUCAACAGUCUCAAAGGCCUGGCCCCGCACCUGGACCAUCUGCUGCUCCAGGUCCUCAAUAUCCGCCUAAUGCGCCCCCCAACAUGCCCAACGCUUGUCCGGGCGGAAUGCCGGGGAUGGGUGGAAUUCCGGGCAUGCCACAAGGUCUACCUGCAGGAAUCGCCGGUAUGAUCCCAGACCUGCUGAACAUGGCGUCGCAGAUUGGGAUAGAUGUUGUCGACAACCGCUUCGGCAGGAAUCCGGGCGAUGUUACGAGCGAGGAUGCGCAAGACGGCGGUGCCGACACAGCAGGUAAUGAGCAGCGGUUUAACUUGAAUAUCGAUGGCCCUCAGCUUGAGCAGAUGAUGCAGAUGUUCAUGAAUUCAGCUGGUCGCGGUCGAGGUAUGGGAAGAGGAGGGGCGGGGAGAGGAGAGGGUGGGGGUUCCAGUCGGCCAGGCUCUGCGUAGUGGGCCAUGGGGUAGGAUUAGCAGGGGGGAAAACAGCCAAUGCAGUUUGCUUUCUGUGGCUAAGCAAUGAGAUUCAGCAGAGUGGGCCUGAACUGACAAGGAAAGGAGGAGAUCAAGCAGCAGCAGGUAAUUGCGAAGAAGGUGGCGAAAUGACAGCGCUCUGUGGGUGGUGGACAUGAUGCAGCUGAGCGAGGACAAUGAAGAGGUUUGAAGGUGAGAGGUGGAGGUGGCAAGUCGAGGAGAAGGUGAAGAAGUUGAUAAUGCCAAAGGAGGUCAACGACAUUCAUGAAGUGGGCGAAGCGGGUUCUGAUGAAGGGCAGUCAUGUAUACUUCAGGGAUGCAGGAGCUGAUGCGUGCACAUGAGUAACCAGCUCAUACGUUAACCAUGGUUUGAGCGUCUGUCCAGCCUCUGUCCAGCCAGUGUAGCGACAAAUGCAGCAUGGUGAAGGCUUUCAGAGUGCGCACAGGAGGCCAAAGACUAUAAGACCAGUGCAAGCCUUCUCCAUUGGCAGAAGCACUCCAGGCUGUGCAGUAGAGGGCCUAACUGGAGUUGCCAGAAUAAUGACCUACAAGUGGGAGACGAUAGACUCGAAAGAGGAUGGUCACAUUUGACUGGGAGAUGGAUUCAAUGGAGUGAUAAUCACCUACUUGGAGAGAGCGAAAACUAGUCUUGACAAUCGUGUUGAUGCAGGCACCCUUUGAAGUCCUACAUGAGAGUGCAAAUGGUUUCCAGACUUCUGCGAUGGACAACGCUGGAGCACUCUUUGAGGCUGUCUCCGUGUCGGUUAUGAAGCUUUUCGAGAUUUUGUCAGUGCAUGUCCCUUUUCCUUGGGUCAUCUGCCAUCGCUCAGCGCUUUUGUUGCUGCCAAACGGGGGACUUGGAUAAGCAGCUCUCUCCUACCUUUAGUCUUUUCCCCUGAUGACGAUGAUGCUUCCAGGCUUUAUUCUCAUGCGGCGCUCCGCCCGACGCUUCACAUCUUGUUUUUUAACGGCCACAUAUUUUCUGUGGCCUUCAAAAGUUAAAGAAAAGAAUCCUGCACAACAACCGGGCAUGUUAUUCUAUGUAUUCUUUGCCAUGGCACGU
Messenger RNA from Chara braunii, 3530 nucleotides. Lineage: Eukaryota; Viridiplantae; Streptophyta; Charophyceae; Charales; Characeae. The record is from the annotation of a GenBank genome assembly.